AGAAGUAUAAAGAGGGGUUCCUGCUGAUGCAGGAAUGCCCACAUGCAGGAACGCCCCGAAUUGCGGGCCGCAAUUGCACCCUUCUCGAAAAUCUUGCUUAUUUUGACCUUCGACUCUAAAAACUGCUCAAACAGACCAGUCGAUUUGCACUGACGCCCUCGCUAUUCAGCGACAAAGAUGGCGGCCUCCGCCGGAUCAGGUAAACUAUUUCCCCGUUCACACGUAUGUGAUAUUUCAUUUGAGGUGCUUGUAUAUUACAUUCCAUUAUGAACCAUUAAUCUCAGACACACCACAGUUCCCCAGACAGCAUGUUUAGUAGAUAUGUGUGAGUUAGCUCAGCCAGUAUUGCUAGCUACUAUCUAGCUAACGUUAGCGCAGUUGGCUCUUUUCCGGAUAUUUUGUAGCUCUCGACCAACUCACUUGGUGCAUUUAAAAUAUUACUUGAUUCUGCCAUAAUUUGUAUAUAAAAGAUUGUCUUUGUGGAUUUAGUGUGUUUGUUUAGCCAUCGUCUGUGUAUUUAUCUAACUUACUAGCUAGCUAGCUAGCCUAUUCAACUGCAGCGUCAUGUUACUGCGGAGCUAACGACGCUAGCUGGUACCUAGUGGCAGCUGAACGGAGACAAUUUACAAAGCGAGCUUGGCGGAACUAGCGUACAUGUUUCAAAUAACUGAAAUGGCUAACUAUAGCUGGCAUCUGUCAAUGUAUUUCUCCAACUGUUUAUUAGCGGUUAGUUAAAUUCAAUUUUCAGCGAUGAGAACUAGCUAGCUAGCUAUUCUAGAUACGAGUAGUUUUACAUUGCUGUUAACUAGGUAGCUAGAUACCUAGCUAUUUCGUCAACUAGCACGCUCACUUUGGCCAUCGGGUACACACCCACAACUUGAGAAAGUGAUGGCUAAGGCAAUUGCAUGUGUCAGGUUAAGAGGUACAUGAAUAGGUGAACAAUAUGGGGUAGGUACUUACUUGGCUCCUACAUAUUGUAUUUAAUUAGCUGAGGAGGGUUGUGUUAAAUGAAUCACUAUCGAAAUGCAUAGAAUUAGGCCUAGCUACAUGUUUGCCUAACAUUUGAUGAAAGGAAUGGAACAAAAGUACUGCAGUACUGCUCAACACAUUAUAGAUCCCAAGUGACUUCAACCUCCCAAGCAUUAUCCAGGUUUUACCUUUGAUGUUUUCCUGUAUAAAACCGUAUUACAAUGACCAGUAUGUUCAACCUUGCUCCACACAUUGCAUUUUUAAUGAACAAUUCAAUAGAACCCAUUAAGUAAACAUGGCGCCCUGGUCUGUGUGUAGUUUUCAGUUUACAUUGUAGUAACUACUAGAUAUGUGUGGUUGAGAAAUGUCUGCUUUGAACUUUGUAUGUUUUAAAAAGGCAUCAAAGUUCCCCGUAACUUCCGGCUACUGGAGGAGCUGGAAGAGGGCCAGAAGGGUGUUGGAGACGGGACGGUGAGCUGGGGACUGGAGGAUGAUGAGGACAUAAUGCUGACUCGCUGGACAGGCAUGAUUAUAGGUCCUCCCAGGGUAAUGGAAAGCAAACACACCCAACGCGCCACACACGCACACAAACGCCAUAGAGCCAGCCUCCUAGGGUGAGCGACCAAACACCAUCACGCCACAGAAAUCCUUGCUUCCUCCAUCCUGGUUUCCUUAAUUCUUCUCAAAGUGCGCUGGAGGGUCGGACCUGGUUUCUCCUUCUCCAAAUUAUGAGAAAACAAGGAUUUGACAGCUAAUGCCACUUUCUGACAGCCACAGUCCCUUUUCACAUUCACAGUUGACGAUCAAUAUGGAAUCAGAUCUAUUUUAAACCCAAUUGAGGAAUGAAAACGUAUGGAGCAUUUUUGAUUUUAGAGGAUGAGCUGCUGCUCAAUCGUAGCCAAGAACACUGCUUCAGCUAAACCAUGCACACCGCAGGCCAGCUCUAAACCAUUUACCGGUGUGAAUUCCCUAGCUAGUUAGUUAGCUGUUUGCGCUAAUAGCGGCCAUCUUGCUGUGACGUCACCCGCCCUGAGACCUAAAGUAGUGUUGCCCUCGCUUAACCAAAACCAUGAUUUUGCUCGGGUAAUAGUCAACUUAUGAAGUACAAUGUGUUUUUGUUGAUGUCGCUCGUGAGCAUGAACACAGCGGAUAAACAUAGCAUAAAUCACUUUUCUCCCAGUGGAGGAACCAAUGAUUUUUAUAUAUUAUAUAUCGUUGGGAGGAAUACACCACAAGCAGGACAGCAAUAUAAUUGGAAUAGAACAAUUAUAAUUCUAUUGGGACAGCCACAGGCGAUUUGCAAACAAAGGUUGAAACGUCCAUGACUCACAGAACCACACGCGUUCUGUCCCCCAUGUGCCCCCGGUUUGUGGGCUCUUUUAAUUAACCACAUACAUUUAGUAGGCCAAUACUAAACUGGUAUUCAGCCGCCCAAUCAUAGGCCUACAAUAAGCUUACUUACUGUCAUGGCUCACUGCUCAUGAUGAUAACCAAGACAGCUACCCACUACCAUGCAUGCUUUAUCUUGAGCCAAAACCUAUUUCAGGACUUAAAUCUUGCCUUCUUUCUGAUUUCUUCCUUCCAGACAAUCUACGAGAACAGGAUGUACAGUCUAAAGGUAGAAUGUGGACCCAGAUAUCCUGAGUCUCCCCCUUUUGUCCGAUUUGUGACCAAGAUCAAUCUGAAUGGCGUGCACAACUCAAACGGUGUGGUAAGUCUCAGGUCAUUCAUGUCCUGUUGUACGGGUUGGAUCAAGCACCUUUGUAUUUUGGAGUGUGUGUGGCCUGAAAUUCUCCAACGCACAGCUGAUUUCAUUACCUACAGACUCAGGACUGGUUUUCCAGACCUAGAUGAAGCCUAGUCCUGGACUAAAAAGCACUUGAAACUACUGAACAUGGUUUUAGUCCAGGAAUCUGCUUUUGUUUGUUUGUGAGGGCACUUUUGUCCUUGUCUGAGCUGAAGUCACCCAAUGUGCACAUUUUUUAAAAGGAGCCAAGGUUUGAAACCCAAUUUUCUUCGACAGAGGCCAUGUCUUUUCCAAGUGUGCGUGUGUAUGCGCGAGUCUCUCACAUGACUGUAACCUCCCCUCCUCAGGUGGACACGCGGGCGGUGGCGGCACUGGCGAAGUGGCAGAACUCGUACAGCAUCCGUGUGGUGCUGCAGGAACUCCGGAGGCUCAUGAUGUGUAAAGAGAACAUGAAGCUCCCCCAGCCACCCGAAGGCCAGGUCUUCAGCAACUGAGCCUCAUGGCCCUGACAAGCCCUGCUAUCCCUGCUCUGCCUCACUGUCUCUCCAUCCAACACGCACACAGAAGUAUAUCUACACAUACAAUACAUACACGCACACUGAUUCAAUGCUUCCUCACACAUGCACACUCGCACGAACCCCCACACACACUCACACGGCGUAACGAACCCCUUAUUUUUCGGACUCUUGAGUACUCUGUUCUCUUUUGCCAGGCCCCUCCCACCUUCUGUUCUAAGCCAUGCCCACUUCCUCUCUCUCUCGUUGGACAGGGAGAGGGUUGCACAGGUGGACUCCACCUCCCCAUCCUCUACCCCGACCCCUAAUGCUCACAACUGUGCAGACCAGACAUUACGAUACAAAUUACUGUACAUCUUACUAAUAGUUUUUUUUUUUUUUUUAUAAUUUUAAUUUGUGAUCUACAUCCAGAUUGUAAAAUAACAUAAAUGAUCUUAUUGAGUGUACCUAUCUUAUGUGUGUGCUGGAUUCUUCAACCCAAGGGUGGUGGAAUUUUACUCUGUACUGUAGGUGUAGCAGGGGUGGAAAUCAAGAUGAUUUGCUGCGCUGCAAAAUAAAAGUUGAUCUGUGCCCCCACUGAAAUGUGGACAGUAAAGUUGUCACUGUUCUGCUCUUAAUUUCGCUACAAGACUAGUUUUAAUCUGAUUCUGCUUGCCCAGUUGGACUAGUCAGGUCUGAGUAGUGGUUUAAGAAUACACAGCAUAGUCUUGCCAGGGUCUGUUUCUGAAAGCUAAUAAAGAAACAAUGCUUCCCCCCCCCC
Coregonus sp. 'balchen' is the source of this 3991-nucleotide messenger RNA. The record is from the annotation of a GenBank genome assembly. Lineage: Eukaryota; Metazoa; Chordata; Actinopteri; Salmoniformes; Salmonidae.